Molecule: messenger RNA, 1002 nt
Organism: Symbiodinium necroappetens
Lineage: Eukaryota; Dinophyceae; Suessiales; Symbiodiniaceae
Source: the annotation of a GenBank genome assembly
GAGGAGAAGCUGGAGAUCCAGCAGAAGGAGCUUCUGGGGGUGCAGGAGAAGUGUUCCAGCCUCAUGGAUAAGCUGCCUGCACUUCCUGAUGAGAAGAAGGAACGUGGCAAAGAGCUUCGAGCCAAGCUGGAUAACAUGUCCAAGACGGCUGAAAAGCUUUAUGAGAAAAUGGCGGAGAGCCUGGCCAAGCUCCACACCAAGGAGUUGGAUAUCAAAACCACCGAGUGCAGCAUGUGGACGGGUCUCGAGCGCACCUGCCGGCCACUGCCUCAGGAACUCAUUUUGGAAUGCUUGAGCAACAGAUACCAUGUGAAACUGCUGGGCAUGGGUGAGGAUCCAAGAUGUCCAUCGAAUACGACAGAGACUGAGACGGCCAAGUUCAUGGCCGAUGCCAUCGGCAGUGGACCCGGCGAUGACCCCUUCGAUGAACCACCUGCUCUUGUUGAACAACAAGAAAGUGAUCAGGACAGUUGCAAGCAGCUGGACAUGUUCAAACCUUCGGUCCGUCAUCUACCGCGACUCCGGGAGCUACUGCUCAAAGGCCUCGGCAAUGAUGAUCGUGUGAAGCUUUGCCUGCCACGACCUUUGCUGAGUGCAGGCAAAGCUCUGCUCUCCAUUAGGGAAAGGGUUGCUAGUAUCCUUCGUUUGGGGCCCACUGUCUUUAAGAUCGGCCUUACUGGUGAUCCUAUGUUCCGCUUUUACAAAGUGCCCUCGAAGACAAACUCAUCAGCAGGCUAUCGUUAUGAUACAGACCAGUUUGCAGAAAUGCAAGUACUGUAUGCAGGGGCCACGUGGGAUGAAGCUUCUUUAAUGGAGGCUGUGCUAAUUGCUGAGUUUCAGGGCCGGCCUGGCAAUCGCAAUAUCAAUCCUGGGGGUGAGGGGCGGCAAGUGUAUGACCCGCCAUACUUCACAUACAUUGUGUUCAAGUCGGCCCUGGUUGCACCGAAGCGACAGCGCAUGUAUGCUCAGGGGAAAGAGAGGGCUGGGACAGUGAUGCACUAA